AUGAGCACAGGGGACGCCUUAGCGUGCGCGUCGACCACGGCGGUGACAGCGCCAGAGGAACCGGAAGCAGGAGACGGGGGUGUGCGCGAAAGUCACAGCGCGCUGUCUGUGGGACCCACGUGCCGAAUAUGCUUCCGGGGAUGCCUGGAGGAAGCGCUGCGCCAGCCCUGCAACUGUCGAGGCAGCAUCGGCUUGGUGCACGCCUCGUGCCUCGAGAAGUGGGUCUCGCAGCGCAGAAAUCCUCGCUGUGACAUCUGCGCCUUCGCCUACCAGGUGGAGGAACGCUCGAAGUCGUACGCCGAGUUGCUCUGUGACCGCGAGGCCCGUGGUCGUCCUAUGGGCUACCUCUUACGUGCUAUCGGUCUACUCCUGUGCGUGUUGUUCCUGCUCCCCAUGAGCUGUGCCUUCAUCGCCGGCCUGCAUUACUCGCUAGUCUCCGUCUCACUCUACGUCUUCAGCGUGGGCCACAGCAUGUUCUGGUUCCGAAGACCCGUGCUCUUUUUCAUCGAGUUUUUGAAAACCACGGUCGAGUGGAAGCGCAACUCGUCCUACUUGAAGCUAGUCCUACCAGCCCCGUGCGUGCCGGGUGCGCCGGUAAGUGACAGUGCUUGCUUGCACCAGAGCCCCAGCGUCAAAGAGGCCCCCCAGCCAACCGCAUCCCGGCGUUUGCUAGUCUUCGGUGCUGUGUUCUCCCUGAACGUGGUUCUGACGCUGCCUCUGGCUUGGUUGGGCGCCAUAGAGAUGCGCAAGGCGGUACCGACAGUGCUCAUGUACUACGCGUGUGCCUUCCUGUGCCUGCUGUCCGUUGUGUGGAUAUCCAUGCCGAUCGCAUGUUUCGUGUAA
This is a messenger RNA of Rhipicephalus sanguineus (brown dog tick), 843 nucleotides long. Its product is annotated as E3 ubiquitin-protein ligase MARCHF2-like. The transcript has 5 exons. Gene Ontology annotation, molecular function: zinc ion binding; ubiquitin-protein transferase activity. Gene Ontology annotation, biological process: protein ubiquitination. Lineage: Eukaryota; Metazoa; Arthropoda; Arachnida; Ixodida; Ixodidae. The record is from RefSeq and is a predicted model, not a curated record. Bases 1 to 843 code for a protein of 280 amino acids.